CUGGCUCGGAAGCUCUCGACCUCCUCAACGUGUAUGCGCGACGAAGACGUUUGGCUGAAUCUGUCUGUGGCGUUGGUCUGUUUCCUCAUCAUCCUUGCUCCGUCCUUCCUCUUUUCGGUUCCCAAGGAAAAACUCACCCCCGGCGACGCCAAGCACAGCAAGAAGAACGAAUAAGAUCGAUGGCUUCGCCUCCUCCGUCUGCGUGGGAAGGCAUGGUGGCUGGUGCUGUGGCGGGCGGGUUGACUCGAGUGAUUGCGGCGCCGCUAGACUUGCUCAAGAUCCGAUUCCAAGUGCAGGUUGGCGCCAAUGCGACGCACUUCCCGAAACAUUACACUGGCCUGGCCCACGCAUUGUCCACCAUCUACCGCGAAGAAGGCCUUCGCACGUUUUGGCGGGGCAACAUUGCCGCAACGUUCCUAUGGGUAUCGUACUCUGGCGUUCAGUUUGGAACGUACCAAGCGCUGCACAACAUCCUCAUGGACGGCGACGGCCGAAACCAUUGGGCGUGGAACAGCGUCAUCGGUGCCACCUCCGGCGUGGUGGCCACAGUGUCCACGUAUCCGUUCGAUCGCUGCAGAACAGUGAUGUCCAGCCAAGGAGUCCCAAAGGUCUACCGCAACAUGCGGCACUUCUUCGCGGUGUCCAUCCAUCGCGAGGGCAUCAAAGGCGGACUGUACAAGGGGCUCGGCCCGACCGUGUCCCAGAUCAUCCCGUACAUGGGAUUGAGUUUCGGCAUUUACGCCACGCUCAGCGAGAUAACGGCCAGCGCGACUCACUCGCGGUUUCGAUGGGUGCUUCAAACCGUGGGCAAUGGCGCCAUCGCCGGCUUUGUGUCGAAACUGCUUGUGUAUCCACUGGACACCAUCAAGAAGCGCAUGCAAAUGCAAGGCGUGCCACGGCAUGCAGACUAUGGCCACACUAUUCCUUCCUACGCGUCGGCCGUGCACUGCGGUCGCGAUAUUUUCAGGCACGAAGGCCUCUACGGCCUGUACAAAGGCACCAUUCCCAGCUUACUCAAAUCGAUGCUCACCCACAGCUGCACGUUUACCAUCUACGAGCUCACAGCGCAAAGCCUCCACAACCUCAAUUGUCUAAUCCACUACUAAUGACACCAUAAUUUCCCCA
Aphanomyces astaci is the source of this 1125-nucleotide messenger RNA. RefSeq lists its product as hypothetical. Gene Ontology annotation, cellular component: mitochondrial inner membrane. Gene Ontology annotation, biological process: thiamine pyrophosphate transmembrane transport. NCBI's taxonomy places the organism in Eukaryota, Oomycota, Saprolegniomycetes, Saprolegniales, Verrucalvaceae. The record is from RefSeq and is a predicted model, not a curated record. Bases 180 to 1106 code for a protein of 308 amino acids. Gene Ontology annotation, molecular function: thiamine transmembrane transporter activity. The transcript has a single exon.